AUGCAGUUCACAGAGCUAAGUGAGCUUAAUCAUGUAGUAGGACUUAUGCGUUUAGCAGCGUGUAAUAGUCCGACAUUUCAUGAUCGACAGGAUUCAGAAGUCGAUCGUAUUUAUAAUUCAUCACCUAAAAUGGAGACACAACCACGUAAUUCGUGGAUUGAUAAGAUGACGGCUUUUAAACCAUUGACAUCCACUUCGACGUCAUCUGGUGGUAAAAAGACACCAAAAGGUCUACGAACAGGCAGUAAUUCGAGUAUCUUAAAGGUUAAUAAUAACAAAGUAGGAGACGAGACAGUUGUCAAAAUGAGAGACGGGAGAGAGAAGAACGUCGCGUCUAGUAACGUAUCAAGACGACGGGUUUCUACACAAUCAGGACGUGUAGAGAAGAAGAAUACUACCGGCUCAAGUGUCAAGAAUGGAAACAAGGACGAGACAAGCAAUACAAUGUCAAGUGAUAACAAACACACCGAUGGGUUUACUUUUGAAAAGGAAGAAGUACUGCCCGUUUCAUUCCAUGAGUCCUCAUUACUGGACAAAGCUCUGAAAGGUCCGUCAUUGACGGCCAUGGGAGCGAGACCACCUAUGAUGGGAGCAGAUGGAAGUGCUGUAUUACAUUUGACAAUUUACUUGCCAACGAGAGACGAGAUGAAGAUUGAUUUGUACGACGUGUCGACGGUGGAUGAAGCUAUUCAGGAGUUAUUGCGUGUGCAUCAGGCAGAUACCCGGCAACCGGUGCUAUACUAUGGUCAUCCGGAGUGUUACGAGCUUCGACUACAUGACUCUGACGGUAUUCCAGAUGAAGACUUCCCAGCUCUUGAUCGCUCCCGAAAGAUUAAGAAUUUUGGGGAUGCGGGAGGCCAUGAGUAUUGUUUGUGCGAGCGGCCUGAUGCAUGCCCGCCAACGGGCGAUGCAACUCCCGAUGUCGGUGCACCUGUUGCUGUGGCAAAGCCGAGUGCUGCUGCUGCUAAGGCCCCCUUGCCCAAUGACAAGUCUUUCCUUAAGAUCUUCAUGCCAAGGAGUGACGACUACACAGUGGUGGCUAUUGAUGGCACGACGGUGGGCCAAGAUCUACUGCCAACUCUGAACAAGAAGCAUCGACUCCAGCUCUUUCAGGAGCUUUACGUGCUUAAGAUUAGCGAAAGUGACCGCGAACGUUUGGAUUUUGCUAGCGAUGAGAUCGAUAUGCAUACCAAGUUGCGGCCACUGAAUCUGCACGAAGUUACCCUUGCCACGAAAAUCUUUGCCGAUGCGCCACAGAUUAGUGCUCCGGCUCCGUCAGCCGUGGAGGAUACUGCAAAUGUUGACAGCCGUUCCCGCCCGCCUCCCGAGACUUUCAUGUUCAAUGAUGUUACAGCUGCAAUGUUUAAGGAAUGGCACAUUAUCAAGAAGAACAAGUAUGGUAAAAAGCAGCAGCGUAUGCUGGGUAUCGACCUCAACAAGAUCUAUAACCGUAAAGUAGGCGAGCGCGUCAUCACAUCGGGCAAGUCCACCAAGAUUGCGGAGAGGCCAAUGUCAGGCGUCGUAUGGGUGCGUUUCAACCAAGAUCCGUCCGAGUUUCAGAUCUACUUCAAAGACAGCAUCGAAGAGAUCAUUACAGACUACACGGCGAACUCGCCGUAUGAGUGCGCUGAAAUUGUCGCCAAGCUCAAGUACAUUCUAUCGCGUAGGAAAUGA
Molecule: messenger RNA, 1674 nt
Organism: Peronospora farinosa
Lineage: Eukaryota; Oomycota; Peronosporomycetes; Peronosporales; Peronosporaceae
Source: the annotation of a GenBank genome assembly